Molecule: messenger RNA, 2422 nt
Organism: Sapajus apella (tufted capuchin)
Lineage: Eukaryota; Metazoa; Chordata; Mammalia; Primates; Cebidae
Gene: BTBD19
Product: BTB domain containing 19
Exons: 8
Coding region: 483-1358 (291 amino acids)
Molecular function (GO): protein binding
Source: RefSeq, a predicted model, not a curated record
CUGAACCUAGGGCAGGCCGGGGUUCAGGGGCUAAGACCCUUGGACGGUGCUUAGUGCCCCUCUAAAGGCUGAAGUUUUCCCUGGGCUUGACGGGAGAUGGGUGGAGUCUAUUCUCAGGCCGGCUCCAGUUUCCAUGGAAACCUACAGGCUUCCCACCCCGGCGCUGCCUGGGCAGACUCCCAGCCAGGGCCUCUUUCGCCGCCAGCCAGCCAGCCAGCCAGCCAGCCUCUUCCCAGGACCACGGGCCGCUCUAGCCUUGGCUUCUCCUGGCCCCUCCCUGUGUCUGUUCCUGUCCCUGAGCCUCUGGCCCCUGAUGCUUUCAGGAGCCCGGGCCUCUCCUGCUCCACUCUUAAACCUCAGCUUCUCAGCAAACAGGCCUCCCAAGUCCCUGCUUCUCCCUCUGGGGCCUUGCUACUCUCACCAGCUCUAGGGCCUGGUCAGACUUCCCAGGCCCCCUCCUUCACCCCUAACCCUUCUCACCCAUGGAUCCCCCGGGACUGGUCGUGCAUGGGAAAGCUGAACCCUUUUCCGCAGCACUCCGAAGCCUCGUCAACAACCCGCAAUACAGUGAUGUUCGCUUCGUGGUCGGUCAAGAACAGCAGGAGAUAUUUGCCCAUCGGUGCUUGUUGGCCUGUAGAUGCAACUUCUUCCAGCGACUUCUGGGCACAGAGCCAGGCCCUGGGGUGCCUAGUCCUGUGGUGCUAAGCACUGUGCCAACUGAGGCCUUCCUGGCAGUGCUGGAGUUCCUGUAUACCAACAGUGUCAAGUUGCACCGCCACUCUGUGCUGGAAGUGCUGACAGCGGCUGUGGAGUAUGGGCUGGAGGAACUGAGAGAGCUGUGCCUGCAGUUUUUGGUGAAGGUGCUGGAUGUGGAGUUGGUUUGUGAAGCCCUGCAGGUGGCCGUAACCUUUGGCCUGGGGCCGCUGCGGGAGCAUUGCGUGGCUUUCAUAGAGGCCCACAGCCAGGAGGCCCUCCGGACCCGAGGCUUCCUGGAGCUGUCGGCGGCCGCGCUGCUGCUCCUGCUACGCAGCGACAAGCUCUGUGUGGACGAGGCCGAACUGGUCCGCGCGGCCCGGAGCUGGGCGCGCGUGGGCGCAGCGGUGCUGGAGCGGCCGGUGGCCGAGGUGGCGGCCCCCGUGGUGAAAGAGCUGAGACUAGCCUUGCUGGCCCCGGUGGAGCUGAGCGCCCUCGAAGAGCAGAACCGGCAGGAGCCCCUCAUCCCGGUGGAGCAGAUCGUGGAGGCGUGGAAGUGCCACGCCCUGCGGAGAGGGGAUGAGGCCCGGGGCACCCCAUGUCGCCGCCGGAAAGGCACCCUGCCCCGGGAGCAUCACCGCUUUCUGGACCUGGGUUUCAAAUGAGCCAGUGUCGGGACUCGCGGGGGGAGCCCUGGGCCCGCCCAGCUGAGCCUGCCCCAAACUACAACUCCCGACGUGCUCGGCGUUCCGGAUCGCCCUUCCGUUCCCGGCGUGCUCAGCGGGCUGGGAGCCGGAAGGACCGUUGUCUGCCACGCAUAGACCUUUGUGACGGGUCGAGCCGGUGUGGGCGAGGUGGGGCCGGGCAGGGCUUGGGCUGAGCCUCUCUGCGGUGGCGAAACUCGAAAACGCAGAUUUCUUUCGCUCGACGCCCUCACUCUACGCCCUGUCUCUGGGCAUUGUCGCCCAGCAGUCUAUUCUGAUGACUCACAUUAUCUAUCUGUUCAGCUCAACUCCCUCUUUCAUUCCAGACCUGCCUCCUGGAGAUCACUACCUGAAUGUCCCUCAGACACCAAAGGCUCCUUGCGAAAUUGGUCUCCCCAGCUUUCCCCAGCUCUGCCCCCAUCGUGUUUUUCACUUCCGUGGGCGCCCACGCCAGAAACCUGGAUCUCAUCCUUGCCUAUUCCUCUUCCUCACACCUGCCUCAGGUCGCUUUUACCUUGUAAGAGACCUUUGCAGUUGGUUUCGUUCUCUCAGCCCCAGGUUCAGCCUGUCCUGUCUGACACGUCUCAGUCUUCCUGCCUUCACUCCAGCACCCCCUCAAUCCAUUUCUCACAGUGCAGCCAGACCUGUCUAUGAUGGUCAGUCCUAUGGCCCUUAAGUCCUGGAAUAUCCCAUUGACCUUCUGGACAAAAUUCAAUCUAUUUCACUUUCAAGGCACAACUUAGUAAGUGGUUCCUAAAUACUAGCAACUCUUCUUUCAAAUACGAUCUUUGCAUAACUUCCCUCAUCCUGGAGGUAUUAGUCCUCUAGCUCCCUAUUUACUUAGUUAUUGCAGACCCUCUGCUAUCUCCUUCGUUCACCAUACAUCUUGUUUUCCUGAGGUUGGAAAUCUCCCUGGAGAAAGAUCCCUGGGGAUUGGAGUGACGUCUUACUCAUUUCUGCUUCCGCAGUCUCUGUCAGAUAAUCAGCACUCUGUAAAUGUUAAGUAAAUGACUUUGUUUCCUUAU